GAUUCUGAUGAUGAAUUAAAUGGUUCUGAAAAACAAUUUAAAGCUGAAGAAGCUAAAGAUGAUGAACUUGUUUUUUUUGGAUUAAAAACAAAUAAUAAUGGUUGGGAUGAAUUGGAUGAAAACAAUAAUAAUAAUUAUAAUGAAGAAAAUAAUGAUUUAAAUAAUGCUUUAAGAAGAGCAGAAGAAUUAAAAAUAAUUCAAAUAAUGAUUCAAUCACUUUAA
Molecule: messenger RNA, 222 nt
Organism: Funneliformis geosporum
Lineage: Eukaryota; Fungi; Glomeromycota; Glomeromycetes; Glomerales; Glomeraceae
Source: the annotation of a GenBank genome assembly